Messenger RNA from Darwinula stevensoni, 468 nucleotides. Lineage: Eukaryota; Metazoa; Arthropoda; Ostracoda; Podocopida; Darwinulidae. The record is from the annotation of a GenBank genome assembly.
AUGUGGACCGUGAAGUGGGGCAGGGCAUCAGCUGAAGUGGCCAAUGAUCCUAACACCAGUGAACAAGAAACAGAGUGUGAUGCAAAGGAAAACCUGAAGAAGAUAUGGGAGUCUCUUGGACUCGACCCUGAAGGUUAUCUGGACCAGCCCCAACUCAUGGGGGUGUGCCAGAAAAUUGGAAUGGACAUUUCUGAUGAUGAAAUAGAACAACUAUUCCAAGGCUUGGAUGUUGACCAGGAUGGACACAUAAGUUUCAUGGAAUUUGUGAAUCUCUUUGAGAGCAUGAGAGCAGCAUUAGACAGUUCAAGUCAGGAUGCACCUAUUGUCCAAAUGGUUGAUGAUGGGCAGAGUGGGACUGAGCACACUGUGUAUCCAUUUGAAUCAAAUCAGAAUGAAGCUGUAUCAUCUCUCCAUGAGUUGGCUCCAAGUGGAGUCUUUACUAUGCUUGACCCACAAGGAAGAGGGUGA